Molecule: messenger RNA, 3526 nt
Organism: Notolabrus celidotus (New Zealand spotty)
Lineage: Eukaryota; Metazoa; Chordata; Actinopteri; Labriformes; Labridae
Gene: rhot1b
Product: ras homolog family member T1
Exons: 20
Coding region: 370-2364 (664 amino acids)
Biological process (GO): small GTPase-mediated signal transduction; mitochondrion organization
Cellular component (GO): mitochondrial outer membrane
Molecular function (GO): GTPase activity; calcium ion binding; GTP binding
Source: RefSeq, a predicted model, not a curated record
AGUCUGAGGGGCGUGGCGGAGACACGCUUGCUAGCGUAGAGGAGGCCGAUAAUGCUGUUAUCAGUGAAGUAUAUGUGCAGAUCACAGUCUAUGGUGUAGAUUAGCUGAUUGACACAUCUUCAGAAGCACUCAACGACAGCCUGGCUAGACCUUGCAGACGGAAUAUACUGAAAACAGCGUAUUGUUCUUCAGCUAUCUAAUUAAAGGUCUCGCAGUAUCCCGUUCACUGUGUCUUUUCUGGACCGGUGUGAACCGAAGCUGAAAUGCGAACGUAGCUGUUAGCGAGCAAGCCAGGCCGUGGAGAGCUGGCUGCUGUAUCCUCCAUACAGACAGGAGCAUAAAUGUUUCACACACAACUGUGGAUUGUCGAUGCUGGAGAAGAUGCGCAAGGACGUGAGGAUAUUAUUGGUGGGAGAGCCCAAAGUGGGCAAGACGUCUCUCAUCAUGUCCCUGGUCAGCGAGGAGUUCCCAGAAGUGGUUCCUUACCGUGCUGAGGAAAUCACCAUACCUGCGGACGUCACACCAGAGAGAGUUCCUACACACAUCGUGGAUUAUUCAGAUGCAGAGCAGACAGAUGAGCAGCUGUUUCAGGAGAUCUCCAAGGCAAAUGUGAUUUGCAUUGUCUACUCAGUCAACAGCAAGAAGUCCAUCGAGAAGGUGACGAGCCAUUGGAUCCCCCUCAUUAUUGAGAACACAGACAAGGACAGCAGGGUUCCUCUAAUCCUGGUGGGAAACAAGUCGGACCUGGUGGAACACAGCAGCAUGGAGACCAUUCUGCCCAUUAUGAACCAGUACAGUGAGAUAGAGACUUGUGUCGAGUGUUCUGCAAAGAACCUGAAGAACAUCUCAGAGCUGUUCUACUAUGCCCAAAAAGCAGUUCUGCAUCCCACGGGUCCUCUCUACUGUCCCGAGAAGAAAAAUAUGAAGUCACUUUGUGUCAAAGCUCUGACCCGAAUCUUCAAAAUUUCUGAUCUAGACAACGAUGGGAUUCUGAACGAUCAUGAGCUGAACUUCUUCCAGCGGACGUGCUUCAACACCCCGCUUGAACCUCAGGCGUUGGAGGAUGUAAAAAAUGUGGUGAGGAAGAACAUGAGUGAUGGGGUGUGCGACAACGGUCUCACUCUGAAAGGCUUCUUGUUCCUCCACACCCUGUUUAUUCAGCGAGGACGCCAUGAAACAACAUGGACAGUGCUUAGGAGGUUUGGAUACGAUGAUGACCUGGAGUUAAAUCAGGACUACCUCUUCCCUUCGUUGAAAAUUCCUCCAGACUGCACCACAGAGCUCAACCACAAUGCCUACCUCUUCCUCCAGAGCGUCUUUGACAAACAUGACAAGGACCGUGACUGUGCCUUGUCACCAGAGGAGCUGAGCGACCUGUUUGAUGUUUUUCCCUACAUGCCCUGGGGUCCAGAUGUCAGCAACACAGUUUGCACUAAUGAACAGGGCUGUAUCACCUACCAGGGAUAUCUCUCCCAGUGGACGUUAACCACGUAUCUGGAUGUCCAACGCUGUCUGGAGUAUUUGGGUUACCUUGGUUACUCGAUAGUUGCUGAGCAGGAGUCCCAAGCAGCAGGAAUUACAGUUACCAGAGCUAAGAAGAUUGACCUGCAGAAGAAGCAGACCCAGCGCAGCGUAUUCCGUUGCAACGUCUUUGGAGAUAUUGGCAGCGGAAAGAGUGGCUUCCUCCAAGCAUUCAUUGGAAGCAACCUCAUGCGUCAAAAAACGAUUAAAGAGGAGCACAAAUCCUACUAUGCUAUCAGCACAACAUAUGUUUAUGGCCAGGAGAAAUACCUUCUUCUUCAUGAAGUUUUCCCUGACUUCGACUACCUGUCUGAUGCUGAUCUGGCCUGUGACAUUGUCUGCCUGGUCUAUGAUGUCAGCAACCCUUAUUCCUUUGAAUACUGCGCUAAAGUCUUCAAGCAAUACUUCAUGGACAGUAAGACUCCAUGUAUGAUGAUCGCAGCAAAGUCAGAUCUGCAGGAGGCCAAACAGAUGUACAACUGCACUCCUCUAGAGUUCUGCAGGAGGCACAAGAUGCCACCUCCUCAAUACUUCACCUGUAACACUACAGCAGCACCCAGCAGAGACAUCUACACCAAGCUCACCACUAUGGCCAUGUACCCCCACGCCCGGCUGCGCUGCAUGUGCACUUGUAACCGGUGCACCUUCUGCUUGUGUCAGAACUUCCUCAACUCUGAGCUGCUGCAGACGGUCAGGGCCAAACUCUACGCUGUUGUACUCCGAAGGCAUGUGAGCCAAGCCGACCUAAGGAGCUCCACCUUCUGGCUGAAAGCGAGUGUUGGGGCUACCGUGUUUGCAGUUCUGGGCUUUGCCAUGUACAGAGUGCUGCUCAAACCACGAUGAUCCACCGUCACCAGUCACAACAUUAAGCUUUCUAACUUGCAUUCAGUAAAUGAUAAUAUGUUUAAAAUAUAAAAUAUCUCCUGCUUUGCGAUUUAAAGGGUUCCAAUAAUUUUUUUUCAGAGGGAAAAAUAUGUGAAAGCUUACAUUAACAAAUGAUCUCUUUAUUUAGCAUUUUUAUGCAGUUAACCCUGUAGAUUUCUCUUCUUGGGAAGAAAAGAGAAAUAUAUUUAAUUUUCUACUGAAACUGAUAAUUUGCUUAACCUAUUUGUUUGCAAGUAUUUGCAAAAAUAUAUCUAUAUUUAUAUAAAAAAGGGUGAGCUGCUGACAAGCUGUGAUGCGUGACAUGUGAAGCGUUACAUAUUGUAUAUAGCUAUUUUUUUCUUUGCUUGCUAAUUAAAAUGUCCAAUGCGCUGUUAGAUGUAAUAGGAAUUCUAAGGUGUGCUGUAUACAGUAGCAUUAAUGCUAUUAUUAGCCUGAAAAUAUGUACAUAGUGUAAAUAAUAUAGAUACUUAACAUUUGUUUGUGUUUGUCCCAAAGGGCCAUGCCUGUUUCACACUCAAAGCAUUGAAUGCAAAAGCCCACUCAGUAGUUUUCACAAAUGUUAGCAUUGGUUACUCCCUCUGACAGGAUCUGGUUUACCCUCUAAGGUCAAAUGUUUGGAUGCACAUGUUUUGUGAAUGUGCAGAAGGGUCUGCUGCUCUUUACCAUGUCUUCCUGUGUCAAUGUCAGAUCCUGCGUGUGUGUAUGUGUGUGUGGUGGUGUAUGUUUGUCUACUCAGAACUUGAAAAUCUACAAUUUACAGCUAUUCUGCACAUUUUCUGUUUGCAUGCUUUAGAUUUUCAACCACAUUCUAGUGCUUUAAGGAUUACUAUACAAAAGAAUACCUCCCCAUCUUCUCCACAUUGCAAGCCCCCAGUGACUAAGGAAUAUAGUAAAGUUAACUGACUAAAACAUGAAUUGGUCUUGAGCCAUGGAGAAGUUUUAUGAUCAUUUGACUGUGGUUGUGAUCCUCCUGUCAGCCUCUCCUGAUCCCAGAAGAUGAAAUGAUGUGGCCCCAGAUGUUCAUUUCAACACAAAUACCACUACUUGCCACAAGUUUCAGUUUUAUGUAUCUAUUCAUCCCUGCCUUUCCAAAAGUUUACAAUAAAACGUGUAAAACAAU